Molecule: messenger RNA, 2598 nt
Organism: Epithele typhae
Lineage: Eukaryota; Fungi; Basidiomycota; Agaricomycetes; Polyporales; Epitheliaceae
Product: POP1-domain-containing protein
Exons: 13
Coding region: 1-2598 (865 amino acids)
Biological process (GO): tRNA 5'-leader removal
Cellular component (GO): nucleolar ribonuclease P complex; ribonuclease MRP complex
Source: RefSeq, a predicted model, not a curated record
AUGGCCCCAAAACGACCCAGUCCUUCGGAGGAGCUUUCUGGACGAGAACGUAAGAAACAGAAAACAGCGCUCGCUCGUACAAUUGCAGUACAGCCCGGAGCAUCGUCACGAGGUUCUGGAAAUGCAGAGGCAGGGUCUUCCAAGUCUGUGCGGUUUGAAAGUAUGAAGGGUCUUCCCGGAGCUGUGGAUGUCGAGCGUUUUGCGGAAGCAAGGGCUUUUGAGAUCAACGCGAUGCACGAGGCUAUGCAGAAUGCCCGAUCUAGCUCCACGACGCGAGCGUGGCAGCAACUACCCCGACACUUGCGCCGACGUGCGGCAAGCCAUGACGUUCGUCGCGUGCCACUAAAACUGCGAGACAAGGCACAAGCCGAGAUGGAUCCUGUCAAGCGCAAAUCACUUGGAAGGCGCAACCCAAAGCAAGGAAAAGCAAGGAAAGUCAAGCGCACGACCGAUCUACUUCGACGGCAAAAGGAUAAAGCGUGGUUAGAGACACACAUAUGGCAUUCCAAACGUAUGCAUAUGGAGGAAAUGUGGGGAUAUAGACUCGCUGUAACACCUACAGAGAAGUCCUUCCGACCAUCCCAUAGAGCUUCUAUACACGGUUCAAUAUUGCAUGAUGCAUCUUACUACGCCGUAAUUGAGCUUAGAGGUCCCGAGGGUAUUUUACGGUCAACCUUACACCGCUGUUGUGACUGUCAAGGUCCUAGUCCCGGUGCAAAACGCUUUCUCGCAGGCGCGCGCACCAUCGAAACUUCUGUGUACGCAUACGAUAAGUAUCCCUACGACUUCAUCGCUCCCGUAACCCUCCUGUGGCGCGCCGAACCGUCCUCAUCCAAGUCAGAGCAGGCGCCGUCCAUAACCCGAGGCCAGGGCAAAGGGAAGGGAAAGAAGAAAGGGAAAGAAAAAGAAAUCCUCAACGACGACACGCCGCUUCCAGGCUUCGAGCAGCGAAUGCGCACCAUCUGGAUCCGUGUCCACCCUGCGGUAACAGAAGAGGUCCAUAAGGCCCUCCGCACAUCCGCAUCUUUCGCACUUGAAGCGGCCAAGCAAAAGCAAGGUGAACACAUCGCGGAGGUCGAGAUUGCUGACCUUCGAGAACACUUCAACAUGUUCGACCUCGUGGGACCGAAGGCUAGCCAAGUUAUCAAAGGCGCGCUCAAGCCAGUCGAGGGCGACCAAAGGGCAGACUUCAAGCAGUUCUGGUCCACGCUAGACCAAAUACAAACUGCCGGUUCCAUGCCGCGAGGCAUGGUUAUCGGGUUUACUGUGCACGACCCUCGCCUCAGCUUCCCGCCGGCGAACAUCAAGCUCCAGGUUCAGGAAGGGACGAAUCUAUCUGUCGGGUCCACCGUCUUUCCCUCUGGUGUGCUUGCACAGAGCCAAAUAUGGAACGAAGACACGCGACUGGCGUUGCGCAAACCGCGGUACCAGAAGAAAGAUAUCGACUCAAGACGAGCCGAGCUUCUAGUUCCAGGCACCCCCCUUAAGGCCGAAAGGAACGACGAACGUAUCCCGGUUCUCCUCAUCCAACGCUCAAUCGAGCCCUCCGCUCCCUCCGCAGACCGCGACACCUCCCGCCUACGUUUGACGACCACCACGUCCAUUCACGGUUGGACGCUCGUCGUGCCUCAGGGCUGGGGCAUGCCGUUCUUCUCCUCGCUCACCCACACCGGCACGCGCACUGGUGGCCAGCGCGAAUGCCAGACGCAAACGUUCGAGGCCGGCUGCCCGCAUUUCCCCCGCGACUUCCCCGCGUGCUCCGCGUACGCGGAUCACGCUGCCGCUGCCGCGGACGAAGCACGUGCAUUCUGGGAACGCCGUCCACCCGCGAAGCGGCCAAACUACGCGAAGCUGGGCACUCGGAGCCCGUGGCGGCCGGACUGGCGGGUCGUGCUGGGGCUCGAGGAGCCCGCUCCCGAACCCGAACCCGCUCUGGACAACGACGAGGUGUUCCUCGACGCCCAGCGCGAAGUCGACGCGACUCCUACCCCUGCCCCCGCUCCCUUCUCCGAGCAGGCUCCGCCGCCGGGCCCCAAUACCCCACGGGUGGAGGAGUGGCUUCUCCGCGGCCCAGACGUCCCCGCUCUCCUCGCAACUGUCGCGUCGAUGCUCAACCCGGCCUCGGGCCUCCUAGUGCACCUCAACCAGCUUCGCGACAAGCGCGGCCUCCUCCCACUCUCCGCCCGCGCGGAGGACAUGAUGCGCGGGGCGCUCGUGCACGUUGGGUUGAAGCUCUGCGGGCGGGGGUGCCCGGACGACAUGGCCGUCAUAUACGGAGUCGCGGACGACGAGGCGCGGGAGUGGAUGACAGCAGAGGCGAGGAGGAAGAGCGGAGUUGUGGGUUUGCCUGAGGGGAAGGACGAGACCGAGCUUUCGCAAGUCGCUCCGGACCGGGACGCCGUGAUUGGGUAUAUCACCACGGGGAGCUUCUCGCUCUCUCUUGGUGAAGGGCAUGCACUGGGGGCAAUUCCAUUCUCUCGGUAUCUGGCACUGAGGGAACAAGCUCACAGGUUGCGCAACGGGUCGAACCUCUUGGUGAAGCUCCGGAAUCGAGACGAGACGGUUUGCCGAGCGGCUUAUGUUGAACUGCUACAUUAA